CGUGCUGGCUGUUGGACCCUGGCAGUGAGGAGAGGACUCUACCCAACAUGGUGACGGUCUACUGUCCUGAAGAGUUGUCUCUGCUGGGCGGACUUGGAAACCCGCAUGCACACGAUCCUCGUGUUAGGGCAGCAACCAAGAGCGUGCUCGUACACGCUGUCAUGAACCAUCUGACCGGCCUGCUAGAGAAAGACGGCAUGCUUGACUUAUUCAGAAGCAUUGAGAUGCCCUCGCAGGUUUCUUUGGCUCUGUUGGAGCUGAAUGGAGUGGGCUUCAGUGUUGAAGAGUGUGAAAGACAAAAGCAUGUGAUGCAAGCCAAACUCUCAGCGCUGGAGUCCCAGGCCUACAACCUGGCCGGACACAGCUUCUCCCUCACCAGCAUCGACGACAUAGCACAGGUGUUGUUUUUAGAGCUGCACCUGCCUCCAAACGGUGACGUAGGUGGAUCCAAAAGUAGGAAGACUCUUGGCUACACCAGGCGAGGCGGCAGCAGAGUACGACUUGGAAAACAGUUUAGCACCACCAAGGAUGUUCUGGAGAAGCUCCGCCCUCUGCACCCGUUGCCAGGUGUGAUCCUGGAGUGGAGGCGGAUCACUAACGCCCUGACCAAGGUGGUGUUCCCCCUGCAGCGGGAGAAGCAGUACCACAACACACUGGCCAUGGACAGAAUAUAUCCCAUCGCCCAGACACACACAGCAACAGGUAGAGUGAGCUUCACUGAGCCCAACAUACAGAAUGUCCCCAAAGACUUUGAGAUUUCCAUGCCCACGGUGGUGGGGGAGAGCCCACCUUCACAAGACGGCAAAAAAGGAAAGAAAAGACGCUCUGUGGUGACCUCAGAACAAGGCCCGGCCUUCUGUGUCAGCAUGAGGCAUGCCUUCGUUCCCUUUUCAGGUGGGAUGAUAUUGGCAGCUGAUUAUUCUCAGCUGGAGUUGAGAGUGUUGGCUCACCUCUCUAAGGAUCAACGCCUACUGCAAGUGCUGAAUGGAGGAGCAGACGUGUUUCGCUGCAUCGCUGCUGAGUGGAAAAGCAUUGACCCCGAGUCUGUAAACGACAACCUCCGACAGCAGGCCAAACAGAUUUGCUAUGGCAUUAUCUAUGGGAUGGGAGCGAAGUCUUUGGGGGAGCAAAUGGGAGUGGAGGAGAACGACGCGGCCUGCUACAUCGAGAGUUUUAAGGCUCGAUACAAAGGGAUCAAUGCUUUUCUGAGAGAAACUGUGAAGAACUGUAUAAAAAACGGCUAUGUUCAGACACUGAUGGGCCGCAGGAGGUACCUACCUGAGAUCACUAACACCAAUACGCACGUCAAAGGGCAUGCAGAGCGUCAGGCAGUAAACACAACUGUGCAGGGUUCAGCAGCAGACAUUGUGAAACUUGCCACCGUGAACAUCCAGAAACGACUACAAAAAACAUAUCCUGCAGCUCCCCUCUCUCACCAGCACACACAUUCAGCCAGCAGUAACCGCAGGGUGCGAACAUCUCCACUCAGAGGAGCCUACUUUGUACUGCAGCUGCAUGAUGAGCUCAUCUAUGAAACCACAGAGGAAGACCUCAUACAGGUUGCUCAUAUAGUGAAGAGGGAGAUGGAGUCAGCAGUAAAACUGUACGUAAAGAUGAAGGCCAAAGUCAAGGUGGGACCCAGCUGGGGCAACUUGCAGGACCUAGAUAUAUAAUGGAAAUGUGUUUAUGUUCGACUAACAUGAAAUACAUUUUCUGUAAGGUUCUGUAAUAUAUGUUGGAGCUAUCAUUUGUACAGAAAUCUGUAUUUUUAAACCCUAAAUGAACACAAAUGAAAUGCAAGAUGAAAACAUGCUUAUGAUGGCAUAUGAGCUCUAAAUGAACUAUUGAAUGUAUUUAUGCUCUAUCCAACAGUGUACAGUUAUCAAUUAUAUUUCUAGUAUAGAAUUGUAUUUACUGAUAUCCCAACACGAGAUGAUAUGCAAGAUAUGAGAUGUUUGGGUUAAUUUCUCUACUUUGAAAACAUGUGGCUGCAACAACACUUAUUUUCAUGAAUGAAUAAUGUGCUGGUGUUUUUUUUUGUGAAUGGUUCACUUUAUAAAAUGUCAAUUUUUAACAAAGGAACAUAACACCUUCCCAGAGCGGUUAAGGUGAGGUGUAUAAAUGUAUUGUUAUUUUCCACAAAUAGCCUUCAUCUAAUAUACAAUAUAUAUUCUGUGUGAAGCUGGAGAAUGUUUUGCCUUUUGUUCACUACUAGGAAACAGAUGAUUGAAAUUUUAUAAAAGAAAAUCAGCAAAAUAGUUGAAGGUUUUUUUUCUGUGAAAAAAGUAGUAGUUGUAUAUCUACUGUUAUUAUGUAAAACAAAGACACAGAGCAGCUUUAGUCUUGUG
This is a messenger RNA of Notothenia coriiceps (black rockcod), 2348 nucleotides long. Its product is annotated as DNA polymerase theta-like. Gene Ontology annotation, molecular function: DNA binding; DNA-directed DNA polymerase activity. The coding region runs from base 48 to 1673 and encodes 541 amino acids. Lineage: Eukaryota; Metazoa; Chordata; Actinopteri; Perciformes; Nototheniidae. Gene Ontology annotation, biological process: DNA-templated DNA replication; double-strand break repair via alternative nonhomologous end joining. The record is from RefSeq and is a predicted model, not a curated record. The transcript is spliced from 13 exons.